Molecule: messenger RNA, 3087 nt
Organism: Mesoplodon densirostris (Blainville's beaked whale)
Lineage: Eukaryota; Metazoa; Chordata; Mammalia; Artiodactyla; Ziphiidae
Gene: INCENP
Product: inner centromere protein
Exons: 18
Coding region: 154-2772 (872 amino acids)
Biological process (GO): metaphase chromosome alignment; mitotic cytokinesis; positive regulation of protein serine/threonine kinase activity
Cellular component (GO): meiotic spindle midzone; kinetochore; nucleus
Molecular function (GO): protein serine/threonine kinase activator activity
Source: RefSeq, a predicted model, not a curated record
CCGCGCUGCACCGCCCCGUUGCUUCCUUGCAGCCGCGAGCUUUGGAGGCCGGGAGCGGUGGUACUUGGGUGGGCUGAGAUUUGUGCUGGGAAGGUCGCCGGACUUGGAUCGGAGCAGCACUUAGGAGACGCGGUGCAGUCGAACAGAGCCAUCAUGGGGACGACAGCCCCAGGGCCCAUUCACCUGCUGGAGCUCUGUGACCAGAAGCUCAUGGAGUUUGUCUGCAACGUGGACAACAAGGACCUGGUGUGGCUGGAGGAGAUCGAGGAGGAGGCCGAGCGCAUGUUCACCAGAGAAUUCAGCAAAGAGCCCGAGCUGAUGCCCAAAACACCUUCUCAGAAGAACAGACGGAAAAAGAGACGGAUUUCUUAUGUUCAGGAUGAAAACAGAGACCCCGUCCGGAGAAGCAGGUUGUCCCGCAGAAAGACGCGGAGCGGCCAUCAGAGCUCCCGGCACCUCCGCAGCAAGGACAAGGUGGAGAGGCUGGCCACAGUGGUGGGGGAGAACGGCUCCGUCCUGCGGCGGGUGACCCGUGCUGCAGCCGCAGCUGCAGUGACCUCUGCGGCAGCCACGCCUUCACCCACCCCUGAGUCUCCCACGGUGCUGACCGAGAAGCCCAAGGAGAGCCUGGCCCAGUGCCAGCUGGUACCCGUGGUGGAGAUUUGCAUCAACGAGCGCCAGAGCGCUGAGCAGCACAUCAGCCAGCUCCAGUCUGCCGAGGCUCCACCCCCCACCCCGGCUCCGGCCACAGCUUCGGCCUCCCAGAUGACCUUGACCUCAGAGGAGGACUCUACACCCCAGAAGCCAGAGGCCGGGAGACUGGAGUCUGUCACCAUGAGCUCCCUGAUAACUACACCCCAGGACCCCAAGGGCCGCGGGGUUGGAGCAGGAAGGUCCGCCUCCAAGCUCAGAAUUGCCGCGACCUCCCCAGGCCCGCAGGACUCGCCCAGCUCUCCGGCCUCCCCGUGGCGGGAGCGGGUGCUGGCCCCCAUCCUGCCGGAUAACUUCUCCACGCCCACGGGCUCCCGUGUGGACCGCAGGUCGGUGCGGCGCAGCCUGAUCGCCCCGUCCUCCCCGGGCCCCCAGGUCUCGCUGGCCCAGAAUUACUCCCUGGUUUCCAAAGAGAGCACCGUCCGAAGAUCAAGCAGAAGGAUUGCCAGGAAGGCCACCAAAGAGCCGGCUGCCUCCGCCCGCAUCAUCUGCCACAGUUACCUGGAGAGGCUCCUGAAUGUCGAGGUGCCCCAGAAAGUGAGCCCCACAGCGGAGGAGCCCAGCAAGGAAGCUGAGCCAGAGGAGGCAGCUGAGCCGGAGGUCCCCAAGAACUGUGGCAGCGCCUUGCGGCUCUGCAGUGCCACCAAGAUCGCCAUUAGCACGCCCGGCUCGCAGCCUGCAGCCGGUGGCCAGGGAACGCCCUCUGAAGGGCAGCGGGAGGCCAAGACUGACCAAGCAGAUGGCCCCAAGGAGCCGCCUCAGAGUGUCAGGAGGAAGCGCAGCUACAAGCAGGCUGUGAGUGAGCUGGACGAAGAGCAGCAGCUGGAGGAUGAGGAGCUGCAGCCCCCCAGGAGCAAGACCCCUUCCCCGCCCUGUCCCGCCAGCAAGGUGGUGCGGCCCCUCCGGACCUUCCUGCACACCGUGCAGAGGAACCAGACGCUCAUGACCCCGACCUCGACCCCUCACAGCAGCAGCGUGAAAUCCUUCAUGAAGCGCAACACUCCCCUGCGCGUGGACCCCAAGGCGAAGGAGCGGCAGCGCCUGGAGAACCUGCGGCGGAAGGAGGAGGCCGAGCAGCUCCGCAGGCAGAAGGUGGAGGAGGACAAGCGGCGGCGGCUGGAGGAGGUGAAGCUGAAGCGUGAGGAGCGCCUCCGUAAGGUGCUGCAGGCCCGGGAACGGGUGGAGCAGAUGAAGGAGGAGAAGAAGAAGCAGAUCGAGCAGAAGUUUGCGCAGAUCGACGAGAAGACGGAGAAGGCCAAGGAGGAGCGGCUGGCCGAGGAGAAGGCCAAGAAGAAGGCGGCAGCCAAGAAGAUGGAGGAGGUGGAGGCGCGCAGGAGGCAGGAGGACGAGGCGCGGAGGCUCAGGUGGCUACAGCAGGAGGAGGAGGAGAGGCGCCACCAGGAGCUGCUGCAGAGGAGGAGGGAGGAGGAGCAGGAGCGGCUGCGGAAGGCGGCCGAGGCUAAGAGGCUGGCGGAGCAGCGCGAGCAGGAGCGGCUCCAGGCCGAGAGGGAGCUGCAGGAGAGGGAGAAGGCCCUGCGGCUACAGAAGGAGCGGCUGCAGAGGGAGCUGGAGGAGAAGAAGAAAAAGGAAGAACAGCAGCGCCUGGCUGAGCAGCGGCUGCAGGAGGAGCAGGAGAAGAAAGCCAGAGAGGCCGCGGCGGCCAGCAAAGGCCUGAACGUGACCGUGGAUGUGCAGUCCCCAGCUUGUACCUCAUAUCAAAUGACUCCACAAGGACACAGGGCGCCCCCCAAGAUCAACCCGGAUAACUACGGGAUGGAUCUGAACAGUGAUGACUCCACGGAUGACGAGGCCCAUCCCCGGAAACCCAUCCCCAACUGGGCCAGAGGCACCCAGCUUAGCCAGGCCAUCAUCCACCAGUACUACCACCCCCCGAACCUUCUGGAGCUCUUCGGAACCAUUCUGCCACUGGACUUGGAGGACAUCUUCAAGAAGAGCAAGCCCCGCUACCAUAAGCGCACCAGCUCUGCCGUUUGGAACUCGCCGCCCCUGCAGGGCACCAGGGUCCCUGGCAGCCUGGCCUACAGCCUGAAGAAGCACUGAGCCAGGCCCUCGGGCCUGCUCAGCAGUCUCAGCCUUCAUCUGUGUCUGUAUGUCUGUGUCUCUGUUGGUCUGGUGCCAUCCUGCCUGGUAUCCUGUCGCUGAGGUUUCGGUCAAGUGUAUAUAAACUUCCUCUGUGGGCUGCAGGGGGAAAGCAGCUCUGGCCUGUUGGGAGGCUGAGCUUGAUGGGUGUUCGGGGAAGACCCAGGGCCAGCCGUGCCUGGUCUGCUGACAGCACUCUGUAAAUAGGUUGUUAGAGUUCAGCUGAAUUUUAGCCUCUAGUGUUUGAGAGCUAGAUUAAUAAAGUCUAUUCCUUCA